CACAGGUAAUACAUGUCCGUGAGGGAGGAAAGCUUCAUGUUGUCUCCUGCUGGCCACCGUCCUACCUGGGGGAGCUGGUCAACUCAGGUCGGCCUGCGCUUAAUAACAUUUCCACCAUGGCGACAACUGCACUAAGAUCAGUGCUAAAGGCAAAGGUCCCACUUAAAGUUGGCUGCAUGUGCUACUCCUCCUCAGUGCCUACCACCAAGCUCUUCAUCGAUGGGAAGUUUGUUGAAUCCAAGACUUCAGAAUGGCUGGAUAUUCACAACCCCGCUACCAACGAGGUGAUCUCACGUGUGCCUAAAGCCACCCAGGAGGAGAUGUUGGCUGCCGUGGACUCGUGCUCUAGAGCCUUUCGCUCCUGGUCCGAGACCUCCAUCUUGGCUCGGCAGCAGGUCUUUCUUCGCUAUCAACAGCUUAUCAAGGACAACAUUAAAGAACUUGCCAAGGCUAUCACAGUGGAACAGGGCAAGACCCUUGCAGAUGCAGAGGGGGAUGUGUUCAGAGGAUUGCAGGUUGUGGAGCACGCCUGCAGCAUCACCUCCCUGAUGCUCGGCGAAACCCUCCCGUCCAUCACCAAGGACAUGGAUACCUACACCUACCGCCUGCCCCUCGGUGUGUGCGCUGGCAUCGCCCCCUUCAACUUCCCUGCCAUGAUCCCCCUGUGGAUGUUCCCCAUGGGCAUGGUGUGCGGCAACACCUACCUGCUGAAGCCUUCAGAGCGGGUGCCGACCUGCGCCAUGCUGCUGGUCAAAAUGAUGCAGGAUGCCGGUGCACCAGACGGGACCCUUAACGUCAUCCACGGCCAACACGCUGCUGUGAAUUUCAUCUGUGACCACCCGGCCAUCAAGGCCAUCAGCUUUGUAGGCUCAAAUCAAGCUGGGGAAUAUAUUUACGAGAGGGGCUCUAAAAACGGCAAGAGGGUCCAGUCGAACAUGGGAGCCAAGAACCAUGGUGUGGUGAUGCCUGAUGCCAACAAGGAGAACACUCUGAACCAGCUCGUGGGUGCAGCGUUCGGGGCUGCGGGACAGCGCUGCAUGGCUCUGUCCACAGCCAUCCUGGUGGGCGAGGCACGCAGCUGGCUGCCGGAGUUGGUGGAGCGAGCCAAGGCCCUGCGCGUGAACGCAGGAGACCAGCCUGGUGCGGACGUGGGGCCUCUGAUCUCUCCCCAGGCCAAGGAGAGAGUGUGCAGUCUGAUCCAGAGUGGUGUGGAUGAGGGAGCUAAGCUGCUCCUGGAUGGGCGAAACGUCAAUGUCAAGGGUUAUGAGCACGGCAACUUUGUGGGUCCCACCAUCAUCGGCAACGUCACUCCUGCGAUGAAGUGCUACUCUGAGGAGAUCUUCGGGCCUGUGUUGGUUGUUCUCGAGGCAGACACUCUGGACGAUGCCAUCAGUUUGGUCAACAGCAACCCCUAUGGCAACGGCACAGCUAUCUUCACCACAAAUGGCGCCACUGCACGCAAAUACACGCACGAGGUGGAUGUGGGCCAGGUUGGAGUCAAUGUGCCCAUCCCUGUUCCACUGCCUAUGUUCUCCUUCACUGGAUCAAGAGGAUCCUUCAGAGGGGACAUGAACUUCUACGGAAAACAAGGCAUCCAGUUCUACACACAAAUCAAAACUGUAACCUCACAAUGGAAAGCUGAAGAUGCCACCUUGAAAAGUCCUGCAGUUACCAUGCCUACUAUGGGACGCUAAAUACUCCCUCCAAGUGCUGCUGUCCAGUCAGAUAAACCAGAAGAACUCUUCUUAACCUUUCUUCCGCCUAAAAAACAGACUUACAUGAUCAAUGUGAAUAGCUCAUGAAUACAGGUUAUCAGUUAAUACCCCACCCUAUGAAGACUUUAUAUAUGUAUAGAUACUCUGUAAAUGUGAACCACUGUGGCCAUUUUAACUAUGCAAAAGAUCUGUGCAGCUGAGCUCAUGUUAUUGGGUCAUUGUCAUUUCCUCAAAUACACCAAUACUGAAACAC
Molecule: messenger RNA, 1968 nt
Organism: Morone saxatilis (striped sea-bass)
Lineage: Eukaryota; Metazoa; Chordata; Actinopteri; Moronidae
Gene: aldh6a1
Product: aldehyde dehydrogenase 6 family, member A1
Exons: 12
Coding region: 117-1694 (525 amino acids)
Biological process (GO): L-valine catabolic process; thymine catabolic process
Cellular component (GO): mitochondrion
Molecular function (GO): methylmalonate-semialdehyde dehydrogenase (acylating, NAD+) activity; malonate-semialdehyde dehydrogenase (acetylating, [NAD(P)+]) activity
Source: RefSeq, a predicted model, not a curated record